UUAGCCCUGUCGGCAUUUUCAAUAGAAGAAGAAGAAGUUAAACAGUGCUGUGUUUUUUUUUAUAACAAACGCAAAUUAGUUAAUAAAUUCUGGCGCAGAACCGGCAUUUGAGCGAUGGAAACGCAACCUGAGGUGCCCGAGGUGCCGCUGCGACCGUUUAAAUUGGCGCAUCAGGUUGUGAGCCUCACGGGCAUCAGUUUCGAGCGGAGGAGCAUAAUCGGCGUGGUCGAGCUGACCAUUGUGCCGAACAGCGAGAAUCUGCGCCUGAUACGCCUGAAUGCCAAGCAGCUGAGAAUCUACAGCGUCGUUUUGAACGAUGUCUGCCAGGCGGAUUUCACGUACUUCGAUCCCUUCCAGAACAUCUGCUACAAGGAGCACAAGAGCCGCGCGCUGGAGGUCUACUCCAAGCAUCAUCUGACCGCCGCCCAGUACACCGAUCCCGAUGUGAACAACGGCGAACUGCUCAUCCAGGUUCCGCCCGAGGGCUACUCUAUGAUCCAGGAGGGUCAGGGUCUGCGCAUCCGCAUCGAGUUCUCGUUGGAGAAUCCCAAAUGCGGCGUACAUUUUGUCAUACCACCCGCUUCAACGGACGAGGAGACACAGAUGAACAGCUCGCAUAUGUUCACCAAUUGCUAUGAAAACUCGUCGAGAUUGUGGUUUCCCUGCGUGGACAGUUUCGCCGAUCCCUGCACCUGGCGGCUGGAGUUCACUGUCGACAAAAAUAUGACCGCCGUUUCGUGUGGAGAACUUCUAGAAGUCAUUAUGACCCCAGAUCUGCGAAAGAAAACCUUCCACUAUUCGGUUAGCACACCAGUAUGUGCACCAAAUAUUGCGCUGGCUGUGGGUCAGUUUGAGAUCUACGUGGAUCCGCACAUGCAUGAAGUGACCCACUUUUGUCUGCCCGGAUUGUUGCCGCUGUUAAAAAAUACGGUUCGCUAUUUGCACGAGGCAUUUGAAUUUUACGAGGAGACCUUAUCUACGCGCUACCCAUUCAGUUGCUACAAACAAGUGUUUGUAGACGAAUUGGACACGGACAUAAGUGCCUAUGCCACUAUGAGCAUUGCUUCGGUGAAUCUGCUGCACUCCAUAGCUAUCAUCGAUCAGACCUAUAUAUCUCGAACCUUUAUGUCGCGCGCUGUGGCUGAGCAAUUCUUCGGCUGCUUUAUUACAUCCCAUCAUUGGUCGGACACCUGGCUGGCCAAGGGCAUUGCGGAGUACCUGUGUGGAUUGUAUUCCAGGAAGUGCUUCGGCAACAACGAGUACCGUGCUUGGGUGCAAUCUGAACUGGCGCGUGUCGUUCGCUACGAGGAGCAGUAUGGCGGCAUUAUUCUCGAUUGCAGUCAGCCGCCAGCUCCUUUGCCUGUUUCGGGCACAAAUCAAUCGGCGGCUUCCAGCAAACAGCAGGAGAUUGUCCACUAUUUUCCCAUCAAGAGUUUGCACACCGUAUCGCCGAAGUAUGUGGAGGCGAUGCGAAGGAAAGCGCAUUUCGUAAUCCGGAUGCUGGAGAACCGCAUCGGGCAGGAGCUGCUGAUUCAGGUGUUCAAUAAGCAAUUGGCUUUGGCUUCAAGUGCGGCAACGACAAAGAUCGGUGCAGGACUCUGGUCUCAGCUGCUCAUCUCGACCAACAUUUUUAUCAAGGCCAUCUUCACCGUAACCGGAAAAGAUAUGUCUGUCUUCAUGGACCAGUGGGUGCGCACUGGAGGGCACGCCAAGUUUUCGCUCACAUCUGUGUUCAAUCGCAAGAGAAACACGAUUGAACUGGAAAUCCGCCAGGACUAUGUUAAUCAGCGGGGAAUUAGAAAAUACAAUGGUCCAUUGAUGGUGCAGCUGCAGGAGUUGGAUGGAACGUUUAAGCACACAUUGCAGAUUGAGAGUACCCUGGUAAAGUCCGAUAUCACUUGCCACUCGAAGAGCAGGCGUAACAAAAAGAAGAAGAUCCCCUUGUGCACCGGUGAGGAAGUGGAUAUGGAUUUAUCAGCCAUGGACGACUCACCUGUGCUUUGGAUCCGCCUCGAUCCCGAAAUGAUUCUGCUGCGCGACCUCAUAAUCGAACAGCCCGACUUCCAGUGGCAGUAUCAGCUUCGGCAUGAACGUGAUGUUACUGCUCAAUUUCAGGCGAUUCAAGCCCUGCAAAAGUACCCCACGAAUGCCACCAGGCUUGCUUUAACCGACACCAUAGAAAGCGAACGUUGCUUCUAUCAGGUGCGCUGCGAGGCAGCCCAUAGCUUGACCAAAGUGGCCAACCAGAUGGUGGCCUCCUGGAGUGGACCGCCCGCCAUGCUGAACAUAUUUAGGAAGUUUUUCGGCUCAUUUAGUGCUCCGCACAUUAUCAAACUGAACAACUUCUCCAACUUUCAGCUGUACUUCCUGCAGAAGGCUAUUCCCGUAGCCAUGGCAGGUCUGCGCACAUCUCAUGGUAUUUGCCCGCCGGAAGUGAUGCGUUUUCUUUUCGAUCUCUUCAAGUACAACGAGAAUUCGCGUAACCAUUACACGGAUGCAUACUACAGGGCAGCUUUGGUAGAAGCUCUAGGCGAAACCUUAACACCUGUGGUCUCCGUUGCUAUCCAUGGCACACAAAUCACUACGGACAGUCUAUCCACGGAUGCGAAACUUGUGCUAGAUGAAGUUACACGUCUGCUGAACAUGGAGAAACAUCUACCCUCGUACAAGUACAUGGUGUCCGUGUCGUGUCUGAAGGUCAUCCGGAAGCUGCAAAAAUUCGGUCAUCUGCCCUCACUGCCGCACAUUUACCGCAGCUAUGCCGAAUAUGGAAUAUAUCUCGAUCUCCGCAUUGCUGCUAUGGAGUGUCUCGUGGACUUUGUGAAAGUGGAUGGGCGCAGCGAGGAUUUGGAACAUUUGAUUACUCUGCUGGAAACUGAUCCGGAUCCGGCUGCUCGCCAUGCACUGGCCCAACUGCUGAUCGAUAAUCCGCCUUUCACACGCGAAUCUCGCAGCCGUCUGGAUAAACCCAAUCUCGUGGAUCGUCUAUGGUUCAGUAUUAACCGCUUGCCCUACGAUACCAAGCUGCGCUGCGAUAUUGUCGAUCUGUACUACGCACUGUACGGAACUAAGCGUCCGAAUUGCUUGCAGGCCGGCGAGAACCAAAGCUUCUACAAGGAUUUGAUGAAGGACAAUAAUAGCAGUGUAGGCAGCGUAACCGGCAGCUUCAAGAAGACCAGUGAUUCAAAGUCACAUUUGCCAACACCAACGAAUACUUUGGACAAUGAGCCACAGGAGCGGCAAAAGCCGGCAAUGGUUACCAUCAAGCGAACGGCCACAGAAGCAUUUGAGGUGGGCGAUGAGAUUAUCAAGCUGGAACGCAGCGAGGAGAUCACCGUGCUAGAUGAACCAGUUAACGUGCAGGCCUAUGACAGUGAGACCAAAGUGAAUGCCCUGCAGGCAGAUGAAGAAGCACGUGAUACCCAUCAGGCUGCCAAGCGCCUUAAGAACGAAAUGUACGCCGAGGAUGAUAACUCAUCCACAAUGCUCGACGUGGGCGACUCCACCAGAUAUGAGAGUAGCCACGAGGAGGGCAAAUUGAAGUCCGGCGAUGGUGGGCUCAAGAAGAAAAAGAAGAAGGAGAAGAAGAAGCAUAAGCACAAACACAAGCAUAGGCACAGCAAGGACAAGGACAAGGACAAGGACAAGGAGCGAAAGGAUAAGGACAAGCGUGACCCGCAUAUAUCACGCCUGCAGGCGCGCGAGACAGCCACUCCGGACACUCUCAGCUCGGAGGACAGUAGCAACAGCAAUAGCCUGCCGCCCAUGAACCUUAACUAAGUGAGGGUUCUUGCAGGUGGGGAAACUGCAAUGUUUGGGGGAUAGAUGACAGAAUAAAGGUAUAAUACCUUAGACAUUACAUUUCUUAAAGGGGUUAACAUUAUUUGUUAGUUUUAUUCAUAUGUUUAUUUGUCGGUUUAUAAUUUAACAUUAAGGAAGUGUGCUGAAACAUUUUUACAAUACUUACAAACU
This is a messenger RNA of Drosophila melanogaster (fruit fly), 3972 nucleotides long. It is a transcript of the gene Taf2, whose product is annotated as TBP-associated factor 2. The transcript is spliced from 6 exons. Bases 115 to 3780 code for a protein of 1221 amino acids. NCBI's taxonomy places the organism in Eukaryota, Metazoa, Arthropoda, Insecta, Diptera, Drosophilidae. Gene Ontology annotation, cellular component: nucleus; transcription factor TFIID complex. The record is from RefSeq and is marked reviewed. Gene Ontology annotation, biological process: RNA polymerase II preinitiation complex assembly. Gene Ontology annotation, molecular function: zinc ion binding; transcription cis-regulatory region binding.